CUGAAGAGCUACGUGCCUCCGGGUUCUCCGAUGCACAAGUUCGUGAGGUAAUACAUGAGGUUGCAGUUUGACCGUGCAUCGGACGAAAGUUACGAGGAAAAGCGAACGAAGCUGGGCGGUGUGGUGUUGCGAACGAACUCUUCAAUAGAGAUAGAUGCAAGUAAGAUAUACACGCGGGCAAUGUUCGAGCAAUUCGGACAAAUCUUGUACGAGGCUGGAGGCUAUCGAGUAGAAGAGAUCGAGAAGCACUCUCUGUACAAGGCGAUGCACACCAGGCCAGAGAAGCGAGAGAAGUGGAGCAGAGUAGUCUUCAUGGUGAAAAUGCUAAGCGUCGGUGAGGAGUUCGAGUGCGAAUGUGGUUUGUUCGAGCACAUGGGCAUGUUGUGCUGCCAUGUUCUGAAGGUGAUGGACUACUUGGGGAUGACAACAAUUCCAAAGAAACACAUAGUCAAGAGAUGGACGAAGGAUGCAAGGGACAUUUUGCCUGAGCACCUGCAGCACUACCAGAAAGAUCAGAUAACGACUAGCACGCUCACAUUCAGGCACAACCGAAUGUACGUGCAAGCGCUAGAGCUGGUCAGGUUGGGAGAUGCCAGUGUCGAGGCGUACGAUACUUUGAUGGGCUUGUUCAAGCAAGCCAUGACUGUUAUGGCACCGUACGACAUGCAGAGGGACAGGCUGGGCCUGGAAGACCGUGGCCAUAACAGGAAGCAAGCGAAUGGAGUCGUCGGCAAACGGGAUAAUGUGGAAAAAACCAAGAAUCAAGAUGAGGGGAGCGCCUUGGCGGGCCUUGAACCUCCAGCUAAGAAGAGGAAUGCAGGUCGCCCCACCAAUGCUAGAGACAGGCCACCAUACGAAGGGCUUAGCAAGAGGAGCAAAUUUUGCAGUAUUUGCAAGGUACCAGGACACAAGAAGACUACAUGCCCGCAACGAGGAGACGCGCCGAAGGUGCCCAGGAAAGAAGGUAGAUGCAGCAAUUGUGGUGUGGCGGGACAUAGGAAAAACACGUGCGACAGAGUUGGGGGCGACCAAGCUGAUCAGCAGCAGUAGUGCGAUAGCUGAAUUUUUCUCCUAACUGUAGAAGCAUGAGGCUAGAAAAUCUUCACAUUUCGAGAUGAGAAACAUUGUACUAGUGUUAGCAAACUAAGCGGCUGUCCCAAUAAGGUGUUUGAAAAGUUUGGUUUGAUAUAAGGCGAACCGCGGUGUAGCUACAUUUACCAUCUGAUAUGUUUGUCCCAGAGAAAAUACACGUGCGCAUAGUAUGGAUGUCCUGAGAAGCUAGGUUGUUGACAUCUGGCAGGCCAUACAGUGCAGCGUGGGGGGAGGUGUGAUCAGUUUGAGAGUUCAAAAUUCAAACUUAGUGCGGGCGGGAUGU
Triticum dicoccoides is the source of this 1375-nucleotide messenger RNA. RefSeq names its product protein FAR1-RELATED SEQUENCE 1-like. Gene Ontology annotation, molecular function: zinc ion binding; nucleic acid binding. NCBI's taxonomy places the organism in Eukaryota, Viridiplantae, Streptophyta, Magnoliopsida, Poales, Poaceae. The coding region runs from base 55 to 1050 and encodes 331 amino acids. The transcript has 3 exons. The record is from RefSeq and is a predicted model, not a curated record.